UCUCAUUCUUCACUCUGCACAAAUCUAAAGCAUCUUGAAGAAAAUGGCUUCUUUUUCUCAGGCUUAAUUCCAACGAAGAGCUUCCAGUUUUUUAUUUUUUUGAACUCACAUACGAGCGUGUUUACAUGUUUUAUAUUGUUUAUCCGACUCCUUAUUAUCGAAAUGGCAGCUGUGGUUCUUGGCCUAAAUCUCGUUCUCGUAUUCAUUCUGACACUAUUCCUGCUGCACCAAUAUGGAAACUGGCGUACACAACAUCCUAUUGUUACAACAGCUGUUUUUGUGUCAUGGUAUUUCUCCUUUCUGAUUAUUUUCAUUCUGCCUAUGGAUGUCUCCUCGACGCUGUAUCAGUCGUGUGUGACGGAGCAAACAGAGAAGGAACCUGUAGAUUACAAUGAAACAGGUGUCGUCAAUAGUUCUUCACUUGGAUGGGAAAACGUUAGCAGUCAUUUGGCGCAUGACGAUCUGGAACGGAACGAAACGUGGCGACUACACGCUAUCCGUCGUGCUCUGACCAACUGCGAAGCGCCGUGGUCAUACGUGCCCCGCGAGGUUCUUCCUGUUCUGUGGAGAAUGCUGUAUUGGACAUCGCAGUUUCUGACUUGGUUGCUGCUACCAAUUAUGCAGUCAUAUGCCAUGGCGGGAGAGUUUUCUGUGUUGGGAAAAUUGCUGACAUCCUUGAAGCGAAACGCUAUUUAUUAUGGGACUUAUCUGCUUAUCUUCGGAUUGCUUCUGAUUUAUGUGGCUGCCAAGCCUGAGCUUAAGCUGGACUGGUCGAAAUUAGUUACGCUAGUCAUCACUGCUAGCAACACUUGGGGAUUAUUUCUGCUGAUUCUUCUGCUUGGAUAUGGCUUGGUGGAAAUACCUAGAGCUUGCUGGAGAGCAUCUAAUUUAAGUUAUCAGCUCGCUUACACCCAAUUUAAACUAGCCAAAUCAUGGUCAGAGAAAGCCGAAGCAGAGGAAGAAGUUGAUGAUGUUCUUCAAGAGAUUAGGAAAGCCUCGGAUCGACUGGAUACGAAACAUUCCUUGCGAAAAUUUCUUGAUUUAAUUAUUAGUAAAUGUCCAGAAGAUUUCCGGCAGAAGCUAGCCAACCCGACGCGUGCUUCAAAUGGCGCUCGCAGUUCUGAUUCUUCUACCAUGCCAACGGAAAGAGCAUUGGUUCAGAUCCACAAAAAACUGAUUUCUGCAAUUCAUCGCCAGUUCCGCACAUCCACCACUUGGUUUGUUCUUUUGGAUGAAGGAUUUGAGCUGGAAGACUGCAUUCGCAAUAAGUCUAACGCUGAUAAAACUUUCCGACCGACCUUCCCUGUUCCGCGAGGGAAACUAUAUGCAGCAGUGUGCACGCCUAAGAUUGAAUGGAUUUGGAAAUGUUUGUUAAGACAAUGGAUUCUGAUGGCGCUCUCCAUUGUUUUUAUUGUUUUCUCCGCCAUGGUAGUUUGGUCGGAGUGCACAUUUUUUGUGAAAGAUCCUGUGCUAUCGGUUUUUGCGGAGUUUGUGCAACUGGCAAGCAGACACAAUGAAUACUUCAACGUGGAGGUGGCUUCCUUUUUUAGCGUCACGUUCUUGGCGUUCUGUACAUACUACACUGUCUUCAAAAUUCGUUUCUUUAACUAUUAUCACCUUGCACCGCGGCAUCAAACGGAUGAAAACUCCUUAAUAUUUUGUGGAACCAUGUUGUGCCGAUUAACAUCUCCCAUGUGCCUGAAUUUUCUUGGUUUGAUUCACAUGGAUAGUCACGUCAUCAAGAUUAAAACUGCUGAAACUGCAUUCACUCGAAUUAUGGGACAUAUGGAUGUGUUGCCAAUUAUCUCAGACGGAUUCAAUGUUUAUUUUCCGAUGUUAAUUUUGGUCCUGUGUUUGGCAACGUAUUUCCGACUAGGAACACGUAUUUUAAAUUUUUUGGGAUUCCAGCAGUUUAUGGGCGACGACAACAUGGCGGUGGAUUUAAUAAACGAAGGAAGGGAUUUAAUGCAGAGAGAGCGCCGGAGACGCUUAAGAGCGGAAGAAACUAAAAGCCGUCGCGAUCAACUGAUGGAACUGGUUAAUAAUACGUCCAACUUUGGCCGCAUCGCUUCGUCAAACGGCACUCAGCGCCCAGCGAGCCGGUGGUCGCAGCGGAAUCCAUCCCGCGAUACCACCCCCGGUUUCCGAUAUAAAAAUUUCCAAAACGAAGAGCCGACGGUCAUAAGUGAUUUCCCGAGCUCUUCUCGCAAUGCAACGGAGGAAACCGAUUCAGCGGUCGGCAGCUCCAUUGCGGAAUCUCGUGAUCGGAACUAUCAGUCAACUGCGCCGGCGGAAGCGCCUGCGUCGUCAUUUAUGCGGUAUCCUCCGCGGAAUAUAUUCGAUGAUGUGUGAAAGCAGAGUGGUCGACUGCGGUUGUUGUGUCGUGGUUUAUUUUGACUGUGAUCGUGUGCUUGGGUUAUUUGCUUACGCACAUCGUUAUCUCAUGGAGGUUGCUAUUUUGUGAAUUGUGAGUAUUGAGCCGGUUUGAGCGAGCGAGAGGAAUAAUUCCAUUUUUCGUGAUGUCUAAAUUUUUCAGUGUUAAUUUAUUAUUGUAUAGAUGUGACAUUUGUAAUGACUGCGGCGUGGUUUUUUUUGGUUAAGUGACUUGUUUCGCUUAAGGCAGCUGUAGAUUUUGACUGUGCUGGCGAGAAAAGUUUAUUGUCGCGACUCGCGCCUCAAUGGAAUUACUGGAAUACAACAUAAACUAGAAAUUACAACGCGG
Paramacrobiotus metropolitanus is the source of this 2722-nucleotide messenger RNA. Its product is annotated as G-protein coupled receptor-associated protein LMBRD2-like. The record is from RefSeq and is a predicted model, not a curated record. Gene Ontology annotation, cellular component: membrane. NCBI's taxonomy places the organism in Eukaryota, Metazoa, Tardigrada, Eutardigrada, Parachela, Macrobiotidae.